This is a messenger RNA of Calypte anna (Anna's hummingbird), 1698 nucleotides long. RefSeq names its product tetraspanin 13 (gene TSPAN13). The coding region runs from base 98 to 709 and encodes 203 amino acids. NCBI's taxonomy places the organism in Eukaryota, Metazoa, Chordata, Aves, Apodiformes, Trochilidae. Gene Ontology annotation, cellular component: membrane. The record is from RefSeq and is a predicted model, not a curated record. The transcript has 6 exons.
GCCGGCGGGGGGCGGGGCGGGGCGGCGCCAGCCGGGGCCUCCUGCUGCGCGGUUCCUCGGUGGCGGCGGCUGUAGCUGUAGCGGUGGUAGCAGCGCGAUGGUGUUCGGAGGCUUCGCCUGCGCCAGGAACUGCCUCUGCGCCCUCAACCUGCUCUAUACGCUGGUAAGCCUGCUGCUGAUUGGAAUAGCGGCAUGGGGAAUCGGCUUUGGCCUCAUCUGUAGUUUCAGAGUUGUUGGAGUGGUAAUUGCUGUAGGAAUCUUCCUCUUCAUUAUUGCCUUAGUCGGAUUGAUUGGUGCAGUGAAACAUCAUCAAGUCUUGCUAUUCUUUUACAUGAUUAUUCUUUUUCUAGUCUUUAUUGUCCAGUUUUCUGUUUCCUGUGCCUGUCUGGCUCUGAACAAGGAACAGCAGAGUCAACUACUAGAGGUGGGAUGGAAUAACACUAAAAAUGCAAGAACAGAUAUUGAGAGAAAUCUGAAUUGUUGUGGAUUCAGAGUUUUUGAUCCAAAUGAAGCCUGUUCCUCUGAUUGUUUCAGAACUCGCCAGUGUCAACCAUGUGCACCGAUAAUUGAAGAAUAUUCUGGAAUGGUGUUGAGAUUUGUUGGAGGCAUUGGACUCUUCUUCAGUUUCACAGAGAUUCUGGGAGUCUGGCUGACGUAUAGAUACAGGAACCAAAAGGAUCCCCGUGCAAACCCUAGUGCAUUUCUUUGAGUUUACGAAGGACUGAAUCUUCUCUCUGCACCUUCCACUUCAAAAUACUGAUUCUCCAUAGUUAGGUAUUUCUCCAUAACAGGAAUUCUACACAUACCCAAUGGAAAACUUCAUUUCCGUAAGAAAUUUGUAGUUUUCAUAUUUAACUUUCCACUGUAUUUCUUCUAAGAAUCUUUAUCUUGAAGUAGACUGGUGCAUUUAGUGGCUGGGCAGAGUCAAAACACAGCUCUGAGCAGGUUAAAUAACUCUGUUAAGACUUUGGUAAUUGAUAUGGUGAACUCUAUACAGUGAACUUUAUAGCACUACUGGCUUCUGUGGUGUCCAAAAAACCCCCAAAGUAUUUUCUGAUGUAUUCGUUGUAACAUGAUUACAAAAGUUCAUGUGAUUUCUCAUUAAAAUGAUUUAAAAAAAUUUGGUGGAUGGUUGGACUGUGUGAUUUAAUUAGGCUGUAGGAUGAACUCGUAGUCAACUUUUUUGUCUUAAUAAUGGUCUCCCACUUUCCUGUUAAGAUAAAAAUAGAAAUAUUACUUUCUGUACUGCACGUAAGUGUGUGUUAAUGACUGCUGUAGUUUUCACGCCCCCCAUUCCCUGUUUGUUUUGGCUCUGGUAGCUGUAGAAGUUUUUUGAGAAUAAAAAUAAUUCUUUACUUUUUAAUGUAUAUCUUCACUAUGAUUACAAUGAAGAAAACCAGGAGAAUGUAAUCUGUAGCUGAUUAACUUGAAAUUUGUUUUUCUUUGACAAAUGAAUGAAGUUUGGUAUUUGCACAACAUCAGAAUCAAUACUGGUCUGUCAUGUUUAAUGUAAGAAAUUUGGUGUCUGGGAAGUUGUUGUACAGCUAUUCAGCUAUUUUUCAGAUGGUGUAAAAUUAUUGUUGUAAUAACUCAGCAGUGUGUAUAUUCCUCUUGUCAUCCAGGUAACAGUUUUGAUUCUGUGAGAGACUGAAUGAUGUGUAAAAAAAGAAAGAAGAAAAAAGAAAGUAAAAAAAAAAA